Arxiozyma heterogenica is the source of this 3540-nucleotide messenger RNA. RefSeq lists its product as uncharacterized. The coding region runs from base 1 to 3540 and encodes 1179 amino acids. Gene Ontology annotation, cellular component: nucleosome. The transcript is spliced from 2 exons. The record is from RefSeq and is a predicted model, not a curated record. NCBI's taxonomy places the organism in Eukaryota, Fungi, Ascomycota, Saccharomycetes, Saccharomycetales, Saccharomycetaceae. Gene Ontology annotation, molecular function: structural constituent of chromatin; protein heterodimerization activity; DNA binding.
AUGCAAAGCCAACGAUAUUACUCGCCAACCUCAACAAAUAAUAGUACCAUUACAUCAUUAUAUCACAACAGCAUAUUUAACACUAAUACUAAUAUUGGCAGGCCACUGCGACAUCCAGAGAAAGAAGAUCUGGCAGAUGUAGAAGAUGUAGAAGAGUGGAGAGACGACAAUAACUUUGACAACGAAUCUGUUUCAUUAAGCACCAUUAGGCCAAAUUACAUAUCAAACCAAGAUUUAAUUAAUGCGAGGGCAAUAAAUUUGUUGGAAAGAACGAGGAAGAAUAAAAAUCAUAACGGAAAUUUUCGUUAUCGACUCACAGACAACAGUAGACGUUAUGAAACAGAGCAACCGUCGCCACUGCAUUUGAACAAUGAAAAAAACAUUGAUAAUAACCCCAUUGACAAUGAUUACUAUUAUUUAGCGGAGGAAGAACAAGGGAAUGACCGUAGAUAUGACAAUGACUAUUAUCAAGAACAACAAUCAUUUUCAUAUGAAGACGAAGAGGCAGAGGAAGAAGCAGAAGACAUUCACUAUAAUAGUCAUUAUGACAGCAGUAUAUAUGACGAUUAUGAAUACAACGAUGAAGAUUAUGAAAAUAGGGUCUUCACUAAUAAUAGAUUAGACAAGUCGGCAAAAAUAGGGGAUUCCAGGGAUUACAAUAGAACAGAUCUACGGCUAAGUGGAGAAUUAAGGAAAAAGAAUAGAGUUGGUAAAAAUAGGGAUGUAGAAGGGUCAAAGACAAUAAGGUAUAGACCUAGCGACCUGGCGUUAUACGAGAUUAGAAAAUACCAACAGUCAACAGAUUUGCUAAUAUCGAAGAUACCGUUUGCCAAAUUGGUCAAAGAGAUAACAGACAAUUUUGUCUAUGAGAAUCAACAUUUGCACUGGCAUUCUAUGGCAAUCUUAGCAUUACAGGAGGCAAGUGAAGCCUAUUUGUAUGGUCAUUAUAAUUCUCCAGCUAAUCAAUAUUCGUCUUUCAGUGAUGAAGUUCCGGAUAUUGGAAAGAAAGCUGCCGUUUUUGUUCAAUCCUCUAACACCCACCCAAAUAAUAUUGACAAUAAGUAUGACUACUCUCAUAAUUUCACUUCUGCUUACGCCUUAAACGCUGCAACUAGAAGUUUACAUGAUUCUAAUACUAGUCAACAAUAUAAAUUGAUUCAUCCAACCGAUUUAAACACUUCUCAUACAGGUUAUUCAAAAAAGUCGGCCUGUAAGGCUUACUCAGAUUCUUUAAAAUCAAUUAAUGUUCCUACAACAUCUAUAACCACAACCACAGCAAAAUCACCCACUACUACUACUACUACUACUACUAUCACCAGCACUGUCACCGUUGGCGCUGCUGCUGCUUCUCAUCAGAACUUAAACUUAUCUAAAGUUUUGAAUAGUGCAGAAAAUAAAGCACAUAUCAGGAUUAAUAAAAGGUUUAGGCCCGAAUCUGAGAGCACUAAAACUUUACGAAACAAAAAUGCAUUAAAUGCUGCAUAUAAAGUGAACUCAACAUAUUAUCUACCCGAUUCAUUAUUGCAAGAACGUAAACAUGUGCAUGAUUUGGAAAAACAAAAAAUAGAAUUUUACAACUUUAUGGUAUCUCCAAAAGUUUGGAAUCUAGCUUCAAGCAACACAACAUCGAAAUUGAAUUCAAUUGAUAAGAACAUUCGUUCAUUGACUACUAAAGGUGUAUUAUUUAAUAACAUGGAUUACAAUAUAAAAGCUGUUCAGUACGCGCGCAAACAAAUGCAAUUAAACAAAGAAAAGGAAAAUCAAACGUUAGAAAAAACAAGGGGCAAGAUAUAUACUGGUGGUGGACUUUGGAUACCAAAUAGAGAUGUUGACGAUAUUUCGAGACAUAAUGUGAAACCACUAAUUGAAAAAAUUGAUUUAAAAACAGAAAUGGAAAGAAAAUUGGAUAUUGAACUGGAUCGUAGAGAAUCUACAUAUAAACAAGAAUAUAAAAGAUGGAAGCAAUUGCAAAUUAUUAGAAAUAAAAAUGACGAGGAUUUAGUCAAUGAAACAAAUUUGCAGAUAAAGUCAGAAAGACAAGAAAAUCAAAAUUUAAUAAAUGAGGAUAUGCAAAAUUUUUCUAAAGAAAUGGAAAAUAAACUGAUUUUGAAACAAAAACAAUUAAAUGAACUUGUUGAAAAAUCAAAAGAAUUAGAAACUGAAUUAUUAAAUAAAAAAAUACAUUUAGAAAAAUUGCAGACUGACCAAUUGACUAUUUUACAGAAGAAACACUCUAAAGAUCUUGAUAAAUUAGAUAGAGAUAAAAUAGAAUUGUUAAACCCUUACUUUGAAACUUUAGAUGAAAAUGAAGAUAUCAAAACAAAAUUACAAAAUGAAUUAGAAGCAAUAAAGAUUGAAAUACAAGAUCUAGAAAAUGAGAUCCAAGUACAUGAUGAAAACAUAUCAGAAAUGGAUGAUAGACUGAAAUUGGAAAAGAUACCUGCAUCCUCCAAAAACAUAGGGGAGAGAAAUAUUAAUAAGACAGAUCAUGAGAAAUUGACAUCUAUCAUAUCUAUUAGUCAUAAGGGGAAAACAAAAUCAAAGAAGAAGCAUGAAUCUUUAUUGAUAAGUUUAGAUAAAGAGAAACAUGAUCAGGAAAGAUUGGUUGAAUUGAAGAGAGAAAAACUAGAAUCCUUGAAAAAAACGAUCAUUGAACGUGAACAUAAAUUAAAAACUAAUGAAGCAAAUUUAUUGAAAAAUAAGGAAAAAGUAGCUCUUUUAAAAUCAAUUAAAGAAUCAGAUGAAAUUGAUGAUAAUCAAAAUACUGUCUCUUCUAAAUUAAAUGGAGUGUUUAAAAAUGCUGAUAACGACUUUAAUAGUGAUUAUAGUCAGUAUGAGAUAAUUAAAAGACAGAAUGAUAUCGCGAAAGAAGGUGAUGCUAAUGUUAUAAAAGGUGAUGACUAUAGUGACGAUGACAGCGUAGUUGCUGGAGAAGGUAAUGAUAUUACAAGGAUUCAAAAAGCUGAAAGAGCAAAAAACAAAGGAAAGGCAACUAUAAUAACUACAGGUCCAAAUUUGUAUCAAAGUAAAUAUGAUAAUUCUAAACACAGUUUUGAUAAGGAAAGUUCAUAUGGUGCUGAAGCAUCUGCGUCUGUCAGAUCAGUGACAGGUGUUAGUGGUGUUUUGAAUACGCAUCCUUCCAUUAAUAGUAAUAGACAAUCUUUUAGAAAUCUAGGUAAAAAUAAACCUAGAAAAGAUAAUGUCAAUUUAGAAUCAAAAAUGAAUUAUGAGAAGAAAAUAUUCCAAAAAUCCUAUUAUUACAGCUCAAGAAAACCGACUACUGCAGUCGUUGCACGCAAAACAGACACAUCAUCAUUACCAUCAGAGAAAAAAAAUUACUGGGAAAAUGAAAGUCAUGCUAGUAAUUCGAGUGAUUUAAAAGAUAAUUCACCAUCUUUUAGUGGAUUUUCUCAAGGAUCAAUAAAAGAUCAUGAUGAUCAAAAUAAAUAUAUUAGAUCAUCUUCUAACGAUGUAAAUUCUUUAAAUAAAAAUGAUGAAACUGCAAAUGGAGAAAAGAGUCUUUUCAAAGAGGUAUUUUAA